UUCCCGGGCUAUAAAUAGGGGCCUAGCGGCUGCCCGGCAGCAAGGCGACUACAACAUGGGGUCUCGGAGGGGCCUGGGCCAUGGCUGGGGUGCAGGCUUGCGCUCCGGGGCCGGGGGCGACAGCGAGGAUGAAGGGCCGGUGUGGACGCCAGGGCCGGCCAGCCGGAGUUACCUGCUUAGCGUGCGACCAGAGGCCAGCUUACCAAGCAGCCGGCCGUCCCACCCGGGCCCCGGAAGGAGCACCUUCUGCUCCAUCAUCGCGCAGCUGACGGAGGAGACGCAGCCCGUGUUCCAGACCACGCUCAGAUCCCGGGCAGUGUCCCAGGGCAGCGAUGUCAAGUUCUCCUGCGUCGUCACUGGGUACCCCGAGCCCGAGGUGACUUGGUAUAAGGAUGACGUGGAGCUGGACCGGUACUGUGGGCUGCCCAAGUACGAGAUCACACGUCAGGGCAACUGUCACACACUGCAGCUCUAUAGGUGCGAAGAGGAAGAUGCAGCCAUCUACCAGGCCUCCGCCCACAACACCAAGGGCAUCGUGUCCUGCUCCGGGGUCCUGGAGGUGGGUCCCAUGACCGAGUACAAGAUCCACCAGCGCUGGUUUGCCAGAUUAAAGCGCAAGGCCGUGGCCAAGAUGCGGGACGUGGAGCAGAACUGGAAGCAGGGCAAGGGAGCGGCGGGCGAGGCUGACGCCCUGAGGAAGCUCAGCCCCGACCGAUUCCAGCGGAAACGCAGGCUUAGUGGGGCCCAGGCACCCGCCGCCCCCAGCAAGGAGGUGGAGGUCGCGCCCCCCCGGGCCUGGCAGGCUGGGGAGGCUGAACCUGGCCCGCAGCCAAGCCUGGGGCUAUCCCAGAGUGCGGAUCCCGGAGAGCAGCGGACCCCCAAUGGCGAGGCUGCCCCCAAGAACGGCGAGGACAGGGAGCAGAACCUGCUGGGUUACAUCUGUGAGGCCAUGGAGCUGAGUGCCCGUAGGACACCCCCCAAGGGGUCUGGGCCCAAGAAGAAGAAGAAGGACGAGAGGCCUCUGCUGGGAAGGCGGAGCCCCCCGACUAACGAGAACUCGGCCCCCAGUUCGGACAAGCCAGAUGCCCAGGGGCCCCUGGGGACUGUGGUUGCCACAGACGCAGCUCAGCCCCAGCCUAGAGGCAGGACUGCAGGUGGACAGGGCAGCCCUGUGGCAGAGAGUAGCAGGCGGUCAGCACCAGACUCUCCAGGGCAGGCCCUGAGCCCCCCAGCCCCUGCCCCAGCACUGUCCCCACUCUCUACCUCACCCCUACCCCCUGCCCAGGCAUCUGUCCCUGCCCCUGUCCCUCCCCGGGCCUCUACCUCAUCCAUGACCCCCGCCCCCGGCCCUGCCCGGGCACCUGCCCCUGUCCAGACCCCAGUCCCUGACCCUGCCCGGGCAUCUGCCCCUGUACAGACCCCAGCCCCAGCCCCUGUCCAGACCACGAUCCCUGACCCUGCCCGGGCAUCUGCCCCUGUCCAGACCCCAUCCCCUCCCCGGCCACCUGCCCCUGUCCAGACCCCGGCCCCUCCCCGGCCACCUGCCCCUGUCCAGACCCCAGCCCCUGCCCAGAAACCUGCCCCUGUCCAGACCCCGGCCCCUCCUCGGCCACCUGGCCCUGUCCAGACCCCAGCCCCCGCCCAGAAACCUGCCCCUGUCCAGACCCCGGCCCCUCCUCGGCCACCUGGCCCUGUCCAGACCCCGGCCCCUCCUCGGCCACCUGGCCCUGUCCAGACCCCAGCCCCUCCUCGGCCACCUGGCCCUGUCCAGACCCCGGCCCCCGCCCAGAAACCUGCCCCUGUCCAGACCCCGGCCCCCGCCCAGAAACCUGCCCCUGUCCAGACCCCAUCCCCUCCCCGGCCACCUGCCCCUGUCCAGACCCCGGCCCCUGCCCAGAAACCUGCCCCUGUCCAGACCCCGGCCCCUGCCCAGAAACCUGCCCCUGUCCAGACCCCGGCCCCUGCCCAGAAACCUGCCCCUGUCCAGACCCCAUCCCCUCCCCGGCCACCUGCCCCUGUCCAGACCCCGGCCCCCGCCCAGAAACCUGCCCCUGUCCAGACCCCGGCCCCUGCCCAGAAACCUGCCCCUGUCCAGACCCCGGCCCCUGCCCAGAAACCUGCCCCUGUCCAGAAACCUGCCCCUGUCCAGACCCCAGCCCCUGCCCGGGCAUCUACCUCACCCCUCCGUCCUAUCCCUGCCCCAGUCCCAGUUUCUGUCUCAGCUCUCAUCCCUGCCAGGGCCCCAGCCCCGGCCCCAGGCCCAGACGUGUAUUUCUCCCUGAAGGACUUGUAUGCAGAAAGCACCCAGACACCUGGGCCUCAGAGGGAAGAGGAUCCCCAGUCCUGGGGGGUCCCAGGGAAGGCCCCCAGCCCUCGCACAAGCGGCCCCGGGCAGCCCACACCCUCCCUGGUCCCUGAGGCCCCGAGGCCCUUCAACAGGAAGAGGUUCGCCCCUCCGAAGGCCAAAGGGGAUCCUAAUGCUCCACCAAUCCAAGCUCCGGACCCCACAGCCCAGAGCUCAGAGAAGACGCAGCUGUCACAGGCUCCUGCCCCCAGCCCGACGCCCCCAGCCCGGCGCAGAGCCGGGGCUCCCGGAGAGGUCCCCAACGCCCCAGCUACUCUGCCUCCUUCUCCACUGGGCAACCCUCGGGCAGAGCGGGAUCCCGCUGGCCGAGGCAUGCCUGCUAGUCGGGUCCCCACAGAGCCCGUGGACACAGCGGCCCAGGGGGAAAAGUCGACGUGCGCCGACCGCAUGGCUAGUGACCGGUGGAAUGCACAGGUGGAAUGGGGGCCACGGGGAGAGCGGAGGACCACGGUGGACGAGGCCGCUGGAGAGAGAGGAAGGCCUGAGCCUGACCAGAACUCCCUGGAGGACGUGGUGGCCCAGGAAAGGCCGGGGACAUGGGCAGAAAGGACUCAGGAAGAUGGAAGGAUGCAGGAUGAGAGGAGGCAGGAAGGAGAGAAUUUGCCCACAACCAUGGAUGGUCAGCUAGAGAAGGGGUCAGUGAGUGGCCUCAGCCCACAGCCCCUAGCCCCUGAGCCACUCCCUUCAGAGGGGUCUCCUCUGAAGACCGAGCCCCCCGGGUUGACGCCUCAAGCGUCUGCUGCCGCUAGUCCUGGAUCUGAGGAGGCCGAGACCCCUGCCUCUGGGAAGCAGCGGGCAGCAUGUCCAGACCCGGCCACUGGUACCCGCACACGCCCCCGACAGUGGCCACCCGAAGAUGGCCCGGAAUCACCAGGAGGGGCAGCGCAGCUGGAUGGCGGCCUGACCCUCCCCGGGCCACUGGAGCAGCCGCCUGGGGAGCCGCCAUGCGUGGGAGCAGCCGGCUGUCCCCCAGCUGUCCUCAGCGCAGGGGUGUCCGGCCCCAGCAGCUGCCCACAGGAGGGGCCACCCAGCGCAGCAGCUCCUCCGCCCCUGCAGGCCGCCCCCCAGCAGGGUCAGUCGGGGGACGCCCCGGCACCUAGCAGGCACGGGCACGCACCACGCCCCCAGAGCUGUGACCCAGGGCUCAUCGACUCCCUGAAGAACUACUUACUGCUCCUGCUGCAGCUGUCUGGUGCCGAGCCCGGCGUGGAGGUGGCUGGCCUGAGCCCCCGCACGUCCCGCCGUCUCCUGCAGCAGGCGGGGAGCGACCACCUGGUGCAGAGCGCGCAGACCCUGCCCCUCAGCCCCUGCACCUCCCGCCGCCUCACGGGGCUCCUGGAGCGGGAGGCGCAGGCCCUGGAUGAGGCUGCCCGAGGCCCCAACCCCGGCCUCUCCGUCCCCGCCAUUGUGGUGGGCGAGGAGAGCCCUGGGCAGGAGACGCCUGAGCCUGUGGACAGAGGCCUGCAGGAGCCCCUCCCUGCAGAGGGCAGCAGCCCGGAGCCCCCCCAGGGGCAGGCACAGGCGAGCCCAGAGGAAGCCCCCACGGGCCUCCCUGGAGCGACGCCUCAGGAACUGGCUCUGGGGGCUCGGAGGAAGCGAUUCCUCCCCAAGGCCAGAGUGGCAGGGGAGGACAGGGACAGCCCCACAGUGUCCCCCCGGGGGUCCAGGAAGGGCCUGGCGCCUGGCUCUCCAGGGCGGGAGAGGCGGUCCCCCACCCAGGCCCGGCGGGCCAGCCUGCUGGAGGUGCCGCGGGCUGAGGAGGAGCCGGCAGAAGUGGGCACAGAGGCCGCCCCUGAGGAGGCCAAGCAGGACGGCCCCGCCAAGCCCAGCAGAGCCGCAGACCCACUGAAAGCCCCGCAGGUGAUCCGGAAGAUCCGGGUGGAGGCCUUUGCAGACGCUUCUGGCAGUUUGAAGCUCUGGUGUCAGUUUUUCAACCUCCUCAGCGACUCGGUGCUGACCUGGACCAAGGACCAGCGCCCAGUGGGCGAGGCGGGCAGGAGUGCAGGGGAUGAGGGGCCUGCGGCCCUGGCCAUCGUGCGGGCGUCGAACGUGGACUGCGGCGUGUACCACUGUGAGAUCCGGAAUGAGCACGGGGCCGCCUCCACCGACUUCCGCCUCAGCCCUGAGGUCCUGUCUGGCUUCAUCUCCAGAGAAGAAGGCGAAGGUUCGGCGCCCCGAGUGGGAGAAGAGAUCGAGAUGACCCCCAUGGUGUUUGCCAAGGGCCUGGCGGGCUCCGGCUGCUGGGGGGACAAGCUCUUUGGGCGCCUGGUGAGCGAGGAGCUUCCAGGCCGGGGCCGCGGGUGCGGGCUGCGGAAGGCGUCUCGGGCCAAGGUCAUCUACGGGCUGGAGCCUAUCUUCGAAUCAGGCUGCACGUGCAUCAUCAAGGUGUCCAGCCUGCUGGUGUUCGGGCCCAGCAGCGAGACCUCGCUCCUGGGCAGGAACUACGAUGUCACCAUCCAGGGCUGCAAGAUCCAGAACAUGACCCGGGAAUACUGCAAGAUCUUUGCGUCUGAGGCCCGUGCCGUGCCUGGCUUUGGGGAGGUGCCCGAGGUCAUCCCGCUGUACCUCAUCUACCGGCCGGCCAACCACAUCCCCUACGCCACACUGGAGGAGGACCUGGGCCGGCCCCUGGAGGUCCACUGCUCUCGGGAGUGGGGUGGCAGCGACACACCCGGCACCUCUGAGGCCUCACACAAGUGCCAGACUUUCCAGCACUGGCUGCUGCAGUGGACCAACGGCAGCUUCUUGGUCACGGACCUGGCGGGGGUCGGCUGGAAAAUGACGGAUGUGCAGAUUGCCACCAAGCAGGGGGGGUACCAGGGCCUGAAGGAGAGCUGCGCCCCAGCGCUGCUCGACCAGUUCGCCGCCUCCCACCGAUGCAACGCCUUCUGCGCCAUGCUGGGGCUGACGGCCCUCAAGGGUCCCGAGCCGGCCCAUCCCCAGGGCAAGGCCAAGGGCUCCAAGAGCCCAUCUUCGGGCAGGAAGGGCCCCCAGCUGAGCCCCCAGCACCAGCAGAGAGGCCUGGCCAGUCCCCAGGGCACGCGGAGGGCCACCCCCAGCUCCAAGGCCAGCGCUGCGCAGCCCCGAGAUGGGGCCCCCAAGGCCCAGGGCUUGCAGUAGCUCCGCCGAGGGCCUCUGCCCAGCUGCGCCCCAGCGAGGAGCAGACUUGGGGGCUACCCCGGAUCUGGCCUCUCCCGGCGUGGGGGCACCCCCUCCCCCCUUGAAGUUUACACUGGCCAUUGCCGGACAGACGCCCUGGGCCCCUGCCCACACCGGCUGUGCCCCGGGCUGCCUUGACUCACUGCACCUCACUCACUCGGCCCUUCUGUGCCUGGCCCUUCUGUGCAUCUCCCUCUCCCCACCCAGCACACACUCACCUGCUGCCCGCCCCGCAUGCACCCCAGCCUGACCCUCGCCCACACCCCCUGCUCAAGGAGGGCUGGACCCCGCCUCCCUCUCACUGCCCACAUGAGGGCGGCAACACCGGGCUGUGGACUCGGUGGGGGCUGGUGCCCCAGCCCAAAGGGGUGGAAUGCAGCCAGGCGGGCCCCCACCCCAGCCAUGAACUCUGCAUGGGGAGUGUAUGUGUCCCGAUUCUGGGGUGGAUGCCACCCACCCGUGGGUGCAGGGACAGUCCCUAUGUCUGGGGGUUGGAGCCUGCCCUCUGCCCCUGCCCUCUGCCCUCUGCCCUCCUGGCCUUGCUUUUAGGCUUCAGCCCCGGGUCCUUCCCGAGCACCCUCCUGGAAUGGGGGUCUGGAGCCGCCUCCACAGAAUGCAAUAAAGGCAUCAACUUUGCCCCGCUCUCCUUCCUGUGCCGUGCUUGGGGGUGGGCAGAGGUGCAGGCCCCUCUCUGACUGCACCAGGGGCCACAGACAGGGGGAGCAGGAGACGUGGUGCAGCCCCAGCCAGGCAGCCCCAGCUCUGGCCUCAUUUAUUUAUUUAUUCAUUUUUUUUGUUUGUUUUGUUUUUAGGCCACACCGAGCAGUACUCAGGGCUGACUCCUGGCUCUGUGCUCAGGGCUCACUCCUGACCAUGCUCAGGAGACCCCACGGGGUACUGGGGAUCAAACCUGGGUUAGCCAUGUGCAAGACAAGUACCCUCCCCUCUGUGCUAUCACUCCAGCCCAUCUGGCACGGUUCUGGUACAUGGAGUCGCUGGCUUUGUCCCUG
Sorex araneus (European shrew) is the source of this 6534-nucleotide messenger RNA. RefSeq names its product alpha kinase 3 (gene ALPK3). Bases 56 to 5485 code for a protein of 1809 amino acids. NCBI's taxonomy places the organism in Eukaryota, Metazoa, Chordata, Mammalia, Eulipotyphla, Soricidae. The record is from RefSeq and is a predicted model, not a curated record. The transcript has 14 exons. Gene Ontology annotation, molecular function: ATP binding; protein serine/threonine kinase activity. Gene Ontology annotation, cellular component: nucleus. Gene Ontology annotation, biological process: cardiac muscle cell development; protein phosphorylation.